This is a messenger RNA of Seminavis robusta, 1320 nucleotides long. The record is from the annotation of a GenBank genome assembly. NCBI's taxonomy places the organism in Eukaryota, Bacillariophyta, Bacillariophyceae, Naviculales, Naviculaceae.
AUGAAGGAUGCUGCAAACCUACCUGAUGUCAUGGAGCCCAAAUCCAAUAUUCUGUAUAGCGAUAUUCAGUACGACACAUUGAAUUGGAAAGGUGAAAGAGAGCUCCAAUCCAGCAUCACUGUAAGACCCAAGAGAACGCUUCAAGACGCUUACACUAACUCAUACUGCAAAGCAAUUUCAGCUUCCAAAUGUCCAUGCAACUCCAACAUUCAAGUCACCACAGGGGCACGACCAGCUAUAUACUGCAGUUGCUAUGCAGCAAAGAGAACUCAGAAGGAGGACACUGGAGAGCUCAAGAAAAUGGGAUCUUAUGUGGCUCAUAGAUUCCUGGAAGAACACAAAGACAAUACACUUUUUGAGGGAUUCUCCCGGUUAAUGGGCACAGUGAUUGUGGGAACAAGCGAACAUGUAGUAGCUGCUCCUAUGGCUGCUUACUUGGUUCGCAAUCAAUCAAGAUUUAGAUGGUCCCAUAAGUUCAAGUACAUCCCAGUAAAAGAGGUGGUGGAACUGAUACAGAGGACUACCAUCGACUCCCUCAAUAUGUCUGUUUUACAGCACGACAGUGGUUGUUUCCUUACAAGUGAGGCACUACACUAUCUUCAAUGUCCUAAGAAGAACUUCGAGCACUAUUGCCUUAUUGACUUCUUUCAAGAGUACGAAAUUGUCCGAAGUGACAAACCCAGUGAAACUAAUGAGGCUGAAGGAACCUACACUACUAUUGAUGACAAUGCACAUCCUGGUUACAACAAACAGAUUAUAAAGAAACAGAAGGAGCCUGUCUUAGCACAAUUUUCUCAUUGGGCCUUUCCAGAUGCUUCUUCUUUUGGUGGUGACAUCCUUCAAAUGAGUCAGUAUCCAAUGAAUACAAGUGUGGAGAACUACUGUCAGACCAUACUGGUUUUGUAUCAUCCAUUCAGGAGCCUCGAUGACAUUACCAUUGAUGGUUCCUUUCACAAAAUGUUUAAGAGGGUGUACCAUACUGGAGUCCCCUGCCACAUUCGAGAACUUCUGUCCAAUGUCCAAAUGUUCUACAACAGUGUACGGAUGCUACCCAAGGAAGAUCCUAUACUAAACUGUACAGAACGGUUCCACAGUCCAGGCUCCACAGAUUUGCAGGACCAAGACAGUGACGCAGAAGAUGAUGACAACUUUUUUGAUGGUGUUUUUGAUCUUCUUUCACCUCAAAGGCAACAACAAGCUCAAGCCUCUAAUUCUGGUGUUGUCCAGGGCAAUAUAUCUCUGCAGAAUCUGAGAAAAGCUGGCGCAAGAGGAUGUUGUUUUUCAAUUUACCACCAGUUAAGCCCACGACCUCUUCCAUAA